UCAUUAACCAACCUUCUACCCAAAAUCCCUUCCAGCUUUUAUCUCACCACCGCAUCCGUCUAGAGUGGCGCUUCCCACUCGCAGUCCCCGCCGGAGGAAAAAACCCCCCACCUGCUUUUUGUAUCGGCGCAUAUCGCCCCCUGCCGGAACCGACGAAACAGUAUUCCGAACGCCGCACCGGUGGCCUUCCAGCUCGCGAUUUCUUCCAGUUUAGGUAAGAAUGCCAACUGGAGCUGUCCCGGUUUCAUUUCCAGGACUGAGUGGCAGGGGAAAUGGAUUGGUGUUCGGUAAAAGUAUUGGUUUUUCCAGAGUGAGUGACUUGCAGAGGGCUAAGUUUCACCGAUCAAAGGCGCUUGUGAUCAGAAAUUCCAAUCCUGGCCCUGAUAUGGUUGACCUUCGGCCCGCAUCAGCAGAGAGUCCGUUACUAGUUCCUAGGACAAAAUAUUGUGAAUUUACACACAAAACAAUACGGAGAAAAACUGGAACUGUGAUGGUUGGGAACGUCGCAAUUGGUGGGGAACAUCCUAUAAGAAUCCAGACUAUGACCACCACAGAUACUAAGGAUGUUUCUGGAACUGUCGAACAGGUAAUGAAAAUUGCUGAUACUGGAGCAGACAUUGUCCGCAUAACAGUGCAAGGCAAGAGAGAAGCCGAUGCAUGCUUUGAAAUAAAAAACUCUCUUGUUCAAAAGAAUUAUAAUAUUCCUUUGGUGGCAGACAUUCAUUUUGCUCCUUCUGUUGCUCUUCGAGUUUCGGAAUGCUUUGAUAAGAUUCGUGUCAACCCUGGAAACUUUGCUGACAGACGGGCCCAGUUUGAGAAGCUAGAGUACACAGAGGAAGAUUAUCAGAAUGAACUUGAGCAUAUUGAGGAGGUGUUUACACCAUUGGUUGAAAAAUGCAAGAAAUAUGGGCGAGCAAUGCGUAUUGGUACAAACCAUGGAAGCCUAUCAGAUCGCAUCAUGAGUUAUUAUGGGGAUUCGCCAAGGGGGAUGGUUGAAUCUGCAUUUGAGUUUGCAAGAAUUUGUAGGAAGUUGGACUUUCAUAAUUUUCUCUUCUCAAUGAAAGCUAGCAACCCGGUUGUUAUGGUCGAAGCGUACCGUCUUCUAGUAGCUGAGAUGUACAUCCAAGGAUGGGAUUAUCCAUUACACCUGGGUGUCACUGAAGCUGGUGAGGGGGAAGAUGGGCGGAUGAAAUCUGCUAUUGGUAUCGGAACACUACUGCUGGAUGGUUUGGGUGAUACGAUCAGGGUUUCCCUUACUGAACCUCCAGAAGAAGAGAUUGAUCCGUGUCGGCGGCUGGCAAACCUCGGUAUGCGAGCAGCUCAACUUCAGCAAGGAGUGGAACUGUUUGAAGAGAAGCACCGCCGUUAUUUUGAUUUUCAACGUCGAAUAGGGCAGUUGCCAGUUCAAAAAGAGGGUGAAGAGGUGGAUUAUAGAGGUGUUUUGCAUCGAGAUGGUUCUGUCCUCAUGUCUGUCUCCUUAGAUCAGUUGAAGGCACCUGAACUUCUAUACAAAUCAUUAGCAACAAAACUGGUUGUUGGCAUGCCAAUUAAGGAUUUAGCAACUGUGGACUCAAUUUUAUUAAGAGAGCUUCCACCAGUUCACGACACAGAUGCUCGUUUGGCUCUCAAGAGGUUGAUAGACAUUAGUAUGGGAGUUAUCACUACUUUAUCAGAGCAAUUAACGAAGCCAUUUCCUAAUGCCAUGGUCUUGGUUACUCUCAAGGAAUUAUCCAGUGGUGCUCACAAACUUCUCGCAGAAGGCACUCGAUUGGUUGUGUCGGUACGCGGUGAUGAACCCCAAGAAGAAUUGGAGUUCCUCAAGAGCUCUGAUGCUACGUUGAUACUUCACAAUCUACCAUGCACUGAAGAAACAGUUAGCCGAGUUCAUGCUGCAAGGAGGCUGUUUGAAUAUCUUUCAGAAAAUUCCUUGGAUUUUCCAGUAAUUCAUCAUCUUGAUUUUCCCAAGAACAUUCACAGGGACGACUUAGUAAUUGGUGCGGGGACCAAUGCUGGUGCCUUAUUGGUAGAUGGGCUUGGAGACGGUGUGCUGUUAGAAGCCCCUGAUAAUGAUUUUGAUUUUCUUAGAAACACAUCUUUCAAUCUUCUACAAGGAUGCAGAAUGAGGAAUACAAAGACAGAGUAUGUCUCAUGCCCAUCAUGUGGCAGAACUCUAUUUGACCUUCAAGAGAUAAGUGCAGAAAUACGGGAGAAGACGUCACACUUGCCUGGUGUUUCAAUUGCUAUCAUGGGCUGCAUUGUGAAUGGACCUGGGGAGAUGGCUGAUGCAGACUUUGGGUACGUUGGUGGUGCUCCUGGGAAGAUAGAUCUCUAUGUUGGAAAGAGUGUUGUAAAGCGGGGAAUUGCAAUGGAGGAAGCCACAGAUGCGUUGAUCAACCUAAUUAAAGAACAUGGGCGCUGGGUGGACCCUCCAGCAGAAGAUUAGUACGGUGUACUCUACUCUAUACCUUCGUCCCACCUUAUACCCAUCAAUAUCGGUAUAAUACACAGGACCCUGGGGAUAUGGUUCAUCCUUUUGAAAUUGUUCGUUACGAGUAUUGUUACUUCUCUGCUAUUCAUGUACCAAUAAAACUUCUAUUCAUGUAUAUGUAUGUAUGUAUGCAUACUAAUAACUACCACAUCAUGUGUAUCAAAGUGAACUGCUAAAAGUGACCAUGUACUUGAAUAAAAGGUGCCAUAGUUU
Molecule: messenger RNA, 2701 nt
Organism: Cuscuta campestris
Lineage: Eukaryota; Viridiplantae; Streptophyta; Magnoliopsida; Solanales; Convolvulaceae
Source: the annotation of a GenBank genome assembly